Messenger RNA from Mercenaria mercenaria, 2260 nucleotides. Its product is annotated as actin nucleation-promoting factor WASL-like. NCBI's taxonomy places the organism in Eukaryota, Metazoa, Mollusca, Bivalvia, Venerida, Veneridae. The coding region runs from base 403 to 2148 and encodes 581 amino acids. Gene Ontology annotation, biological process: regulation of Rho protein signal transduction. Gene Ontology annotation, molecular function: small GTPase binding. The record is from RefSeq and is a predicted model, not a curated record. Gene Ontology annotation, cellular component: plasma membrane. The transcript has 11 exons.
UCCAAACUUGGGUUACUCUACGAUAAACCUAAUUUUCUGAUAUAUAUCACUCAGGCUUCGAGCCUUCGUGAUAUAUUCAUACGCAUAAGAACUCCAAACGAUAAACCUAAUUUUGAUACUCAUUAUUUCUUAAAUAAACUAUGACUGUACAUCACGUUUCUUGGGUUUCCUUGAGCGAAAGAGAAAGUACGGAAAAAGUAAAUAUUCUGUUUAUUCACGGCUAAAGCGACGGAAAAUAGUUUGCCAUAAUAUCGACAUUUCUGCUGUAAUGAUUUCCCUUGGUAACAUAUGUUCAACGACCCACAAGAGAAAAGGACACAAGGUGAAAAGGAGCGGAUAUUAAUAUGAUAAACAUUUGAUACAAUUUUUCAUAAGACAGAAGGAACGUUUUCAAGGCAGGAAAUGACAGCACGACCUGUAAUUGUAAACGUCAAGUCAAGGCUUUUAACGGACGAGGAAAACGAGACCAUCUUUCACGCUCUCGGAUAUAAGUGUCGUACUUUAGCUACAACUGUAGCGGAGCUUUAUUGUGAUGUUGGAGACAAAACCAAGACAUGGGAAAAGCAAGAUUCCGGUGUUGUCUGCUUUGUAAAAGAUUUUGUCAAGCGGUCCUACUUUAUCCGGUUCUAUGACAGAAAGGAUAAAACAAUGAUGUGGGAACAUGACAUCCGUAAAUUUCAAGGCUUUGAAUUUACCACAAGUGAUGGCUGCAUUGCACUGACAGCUCGUGACAAAAAGGUAUUUUUUCUUGAUAAAGAUGAAGCCGAGCAAUUCAAAAAGGAAAUUCAAGAAAAUUUGACAAAAUUUAAGGCGAGGAGAGUACGUCGACAAGGUGCUCGCAAUACCACAGAUGCAGCAUCUGGUGAGAAUGCUGAAGAGAACAAGCCAGCAGGAAAAACGUCAAAGAAGGAAAAGAAGAAAAUAACAAAAGAAGACAUUAGAAUCCCUACAGAUUUUAGACACGUCAAUCACGUGGGUUGGGAUCCUUCAUUUAGUAAUAUUGAUACAAAAUUAGACCCGCAGAUGAGGGCUCUGUUUGAAGAAAUUGGUAUAAGUGACCAAUCACAGGUUGAUAAGGAAACUCUGGACUUUAUAUAUGACUUUAUUGAAAAACAUGGUGGUGCAGAGGGUAUUAUUGCAGAACAGAAGGACGAAUCAAAGAACAGAAAUCGAGUACGCCCACCGCCUCCACCCCUCAGAGGAACAACGCCGACUCCUCCUCCCCCUCCGCCACCAAACAGAAAUCCAGACAUAACUUCCCCAGCUGUACCUGGAACAAAACAGGCUAUAUCUCCCCCACCGCCUCCUUCCAGCGGAAAUCGGCCUCCCCCUCCUCCUUCAAGCAGAAAUCGUUCUGGACCUCCACCACCACCUAGUAGAAAUCAGCCUCCACCACCACCUCCAAACAGAAACCAGAAUAUCCCUCCUCCACCACCUCCAGGAAGAUAUCAGCAUCCACCGCCGCCACCAGGCAGAAAUCGGACUGGCCCUCCACCGCCACCAUCUGGUAGAUAUCAGCCGCCACCGCCACCUCCUGGUAGAAACCAGACUGUACCUCCCCAACCGCCAAGUGGCAGAGGACAUCAGCAUCCUCCACCACCUCCAGAUGGCAGAAGACAGGAUGGUCCUUCCACUCGGCCGCCUUCCGGUGGAAAGCAGGACGAACCCAGUCCUCAUCCACAAACAGCAUUCCAAGACGUAAGCGGUGGAGCUACAGGUCAAGAUAACCCGCUAAAACAGCAAAUUAUGCAGUUACUUCUUCAUAAUCCAACUGAAAUCACAAAUUUUAUAUACGACAUUGUGGACAAACGCGGUGGCCUAGACUUCAUUAAAGACAAAUUUGCCGGAGGACAUGCGCAAACGGAUCCUUCGCAAAAUGAUGACAACGAAUCAGGCACAGGUUCCACUGAUAUCCAAGAUCCCAGGAGCUCCAGCGAUGAUCAAGUUCCCGGUAAAACCUCUAACUAUGAUCAAAUUCCCGGAAGAAGCUCCAACGGUGAUCAAGUGCCAGGAAGAAGUUCUACAGGUGAUGAAGUUCCUGGUAGAAUAUCAGACGAAAAGAGCCCAGACUUUGAAUUAGGCAGUGAUGUAUUCGAUGAUGACGAUGGUGAAUGGGAUGACUUGAAUGAUCAAAUUGAUCAGUACUGAUGGGCUUCAAAUCGUCUUUGUCAUUAGUUUACGUUUUAAUAUAUUUACCAAAACUGCUUCAUACUUGUAAAUAGGAUAUAUACAUAAUAAUAAUGCAUUUGUAUUUUAAAUA